AUGGGGCCUGGGGUCCGCUACUGGCUGCUCCUGGCCUGUUAUCUGGCCUAUUUGCUGCUGGGGUCUGCUGUGUUCAUGGCCAUUGAGGGUCCCCCUGAGCGCAGGCUCCGGGAACAGCUGCUGGGGCACCUGGUUGCCUUCCAGGCAGACCACCAGGAUUGCCUGUCCCCAGGGAAGCUGGAGGUGCUGCUGGAGGCAGUCCUGCGAGCCCAGGACUAUGGUGUUUCUGCCCUGGGCAAUGCCACUGAGCCCGAGAACUGGGACUUUGCCUCUGCCCUGUUCUUUGCUGUCAGUGUCCUCACCACCACAGGUUAUGGUCACAGGGCCCUGCUCUCUGAUGGUGGGAAGGCCUUCUGUGUGGGCUUUGCAGGCCUGGGCCUGCCCGCGGGUCUUGUGCUGGUGGCGGUCCUGCACCAGCACCUGCUGCGCCCGCUGCGUUGCCUGGUGAGCUGGGUGGCCACCCGCUGUGGCCUGGCCCCUGCCAGGAUUCCCUGGCUCCAGGCUUCACUGCUGAACCUGAUGGUUGGGGCCAUCUUUGUCCUGCUUCCUGCCUUGGUGCUCUGGAGCCAGGAGGACCACUGGAGUCUGCUGGAUGCCUGCUACUUCUGUUUUAUGUCGCUCAGCACUAUAGGGCUGGGGGACUUGGUGCCCGGCCAGGACCGUCACCCUGCCCUCUACUGGCUCUCCCAGCUGGCUGUCAUCUGUUACCUGCUUCUGGGGCUGCUUGCCCUACUGUUAACUCUGGAGACAGUCUCUGAGCUAAAGGAGAUCCAAGCAGUCAUAGGCUUCUUCAGCUACAGCGGCUCCGAGAGCCCAGACGACCAAAGGGGCAUUGUGACUCAAGAUGUUCUGACCCUUAGCAACUGUCCUCCGCCCCCCAGCACCUCCCCUGGAACAGGUCACAACCUCCAGACCUGCCCAACAGAACCUAGGGUGUCCCCAUCCUCCACAGCGAGCGCAGCAAACCAGGCCCCACGGCGGCCUCUGGUGGCCACGCGCGGAAAGGCACAAGUGGGGCAGAGAAGAAGGGGAGUGGAGAGGCAGAUCCUCCGCGGGUGCAGGAAGGCGGAGUGCGGGACGCGGGGGCCAGUGGCUGGGCUGCAGAGGCCUGAUCCAGUCCCGCCCAGUCGCAAGAGCCAGGCAGAUCGGGAUAGAGGGGAGGCCCCCCUGCUGAGUUCUGACCCAGUCCAGCCUAGCUGCAAGAGCCAGGCAGAUCGGGAGGGAGGGGAGACCCCCCUGGCCCACCCAGCUGGACGGGUGGUGGCAGGGGAUCCCCAGGGCUGA
This is a messenger RNA of Trichosurus vulpecula (common brushtail), 1284 nucleotides long. RefSeq names its product potassium two pore domain channel subfamily K member 7 (gene KCNK7). The coding region runs from base 1 to 1284 and encodes 427 amino acids. The record is from RefSeq and is a predicted model, not a curated record. Gene Ontology annotation, molecular function: potassium ion leak channel activity. The transcript has 4 exons. NCBI's taxonomy places the organism in Eukaryota, Metazoa, Chordata, Mammalia, Diprotodontia, Phalangeridae. Gene Ontology annotation, cellular component: membrane. Gene Ontology annotation, biological process: potassium ion transmembrane transport; stabilization of membrane potential.